ACUACCUGGACCACCUGGUGCCCAGCAACGAGCAACGUAACCUUUGACCGCACGCACCGCCUUCCAUCGCCCCCAGUGAAAUGUCGCUGAAUCCGCAGUACGAGGACAUCGGCAAGGGAUUUGUGCAGCAGUACUAUGCGAUAUUCGACGACCCGGCGAAUCGGGCGAACGUGGUCAACUUCUUCAGCGCUACCGACUCAUUCAUGACCUUCGAAGGUCACCAAAUACAGGGUGCACCCAAGAUCCUCGAGAAAGUUCAGAGUCUGAGUUUUCAGAAGAUCACCCGAGUGAUAACCACAGUAUAUUAGCAGCCCACAUUCGACGGCGAAGUGCUGAUUAAUGUCCUCGGACGGCUACAGUGCGACGACGAUCCCCCGCACGCCUUCUUGCAGGUCUUCGUCCUGAAGGCCAACGCCGGCACCUUCUUCGUGGCCCACGACAUCUUCCGCCUGAACAUCCACAACUCUGCCUAGGAGCCCCCCACUCCGCUGGACGUGUGUCCAAAACUAUUUAUCCGCACCACUCAGCAACACACACACACUCAACCGACAUCCAAAGAUGCCCGGCCCCCAACGACAUCAACUGGCCGGCAGUGGAACUCAAUAGAAAAAUAAAACUAACAAUGCAAAGCAGAAGCAGCAGCAGCAGCGGUCUCACGUUUAUCAACAGAUGAAAAAAGCAACAGAAAAAAA
Messenger RNA from Drosophila suzukii, 692 nucleotides. The record is from RefSeq and is a predicted model, not a curated record. NCBI's taxonomy places the organism in Eukaryota, Metazoa, Arthropoda, Insecta, Diptera, Drosophilidae.